ACAAAUUUGCAACCACAAAGAGGCAGAACAGAGUGUUGUCUGAUUUUUCAAGCUUUAACCCAGAAAAAAAAACCACAAAGAGGAGACAUUUCUUCUUACGCUUUAACCCUAACUUAUUUGUGUUACAUCACGAUCCUUGCUAGCUGAAAGAAGAUAUGCUGUCCGAUCUUCCAAGGGAUGUGGCAGAGGAUGUGCUGAUUAGGCUUCCAAUGACAUCUAUGAGAGCAGUGCGAUUCGUAUGCAAAAAUUGGAACGCUUUAUCCAAAGAUGAGAGUUUUACAAAGAAGCACCUUGCUCAGGCCAAAGCAGCAGCAGGAGCAAGGGAGUUUAUGACGGUUAUGGUGAUUAAUUAUCGGGUUUAUUUGAUGAGUAUCAACCUCCAGGGAAUUCACAACAACAUUGAACCAUCAAUAAACCAUCUAGGUAAACUCGUUAGCCUAACCGAAUCAGAUCGAGUAGAUAUAUCUGUUGUGUAUCACUGCGACGGUUUAUUGUUAUGCAUCACCAGAAACAUCCCUAGGUUCACUGUUUGGAAUCCGUAUUGCGGCCAAACCCGGUUGUUCGAAACAAUACGCAGACCUGAGCCUAGAUAUGCUAUAGGAUACGAGAAUAGCAAAUCAUUCCGCAGCUACAAAGUAUUGAGAUUCUGUGAACCUUCUCGCGGAUACGUUCGUUAUGAAUUGUACUACAUCAACUCUAAAUCACCUAGUGAUAUCAUGUCUAUCCCUAUUACUAUCUUUCCAGAUUGGGAUAUAGAGUUUUAUGCACGUGGCGUGUCUCUCAAGGGAAACACUUAUUGGUUUGCACAAGAAAAUUGUGCAGGAGACGACGGAACAGAAAUAGGGUACCAAGAUUUUUUGAUCUGUUUUGAUUUUUCAAAAGAGAGAUUUGGACCGCGUCUAAGUCUACCGUUUCACUCAAUUAUGGAAGAUACUGUGACUCUAUCUAGUGUUAGAGAUGAGCAACUUGCAGUGUUAUUUCAGGAAGAGGAUACGUUACAUUUAGAGAUAUGGAUUACGACUAAGAUUGAGCCUGAAGCGGUGUCAUGGGGCAAGAAGGUCUUCUUAGCUGUGAAUAUGAAACCACUCGAUGAUUAUGCAUUUAAUGUUACAUCAGGGAGUUUCUUUGUUGACGAGGAGAAGAAAGUUGCCGUAGUUUUUGAUAUUGACAGAGGUACGGGGAUGGUCACGGGGAUGGACUGCUUCGCUUAUAUCAUUGGAAAGGAUGGAUAUUUCAAAAAAGUGGAUCUCAGAGACCCUUCAGAAGAUUGUUCUUUCCCACUGAUGUGCUCUUAUGUUCCAAGUUUAGUGCAAAUUGAACGACCUGCACGAGGUGGCAAAAGGAAAAGAGACGGGGGAAACAAAUAUAAAAAACAGAUUAUCGAGUAUCUCUAGUUUCUUUCUUUCUUUGUUUCCUUUUGUUGUGAUGUGCUCUUGUUUCUCAUAUCUUGCUAGUGCAAUUUGAAGCGGAAACUCAAAAUUAUUCUCUCAUAUAUCCUAACUCGCGGAUAAGAUGUUUAGUAUGUUUUGCAUC
This is a messenger RNA of Camelina sativa (false flax), 1533 nucleotides long. The record is from RefSeq and is a predicted model, not a curated record. NCBI's taxonomy places the organism in Eukaryota, Viridiplantae, Streptophyta, Magnoliopsida, Brassicales, Brassicaceae.